Molecule: messenger RNA, 2577 nt
Organism: Linum trigynum
Lineage: Eukaryota; Viridiplantae; Streptophyta; Magnoliopsida; Malpighiales; Linaceae
Source: the annotation of a GenBank genome assembly
CAAUUAAUUAUUAUUUUUUGUGUUUCUUCGAUUCCUCUUCCAGUCUUUUGUUACUUCUUCUUUUUCCUGUUCGCCCUCUCUCUCUCUCUCAAAACGAAUUGGGGCCAGGGGCAGGCAACCCAUUUGAAAAAGAGGAAGUGAAUUUUAUUUUCUAGGGUUUCUUUCUAAUUAUUUCCCUACCCACCUCCUCCCCAUUUCCCAGAUCAUAAUAAUUCGCCGGAAAGUUGCGAUUUUGGGGCUUGGGGUUUUGGCUUCUCCUUUCUGCCUCCUCCAGUCUCUUCUUCCUCACGGAUCUCAUCCUUUUUUUUUCUUGAAUGUGUAAGUGUCAAAAGCUGCUCUCGUCCUUCUUUCGUUGCUCCCUUCAAUUCGAAGCUCGUCUGUGUUUACAUAUGCAUACAACUUCACCAGCUGAUGAGUGGUGGAAAUGAUGGAGCUGCCAGCUGCGUGAAGAUUGAUUCUUUCCUCCUUUUCUGAGUUGUCGAUGGUCUGCUGUUCGAGUUAGGGGGUUUCCGUUGAAUUCAAGGUGUAGUUACGGGAGAUUUUGAGCUUUUGAAGGGGUUGAAUUUUGAUUUUAGGUCGCGUGGAUUUGGUUGGGAGGAGGGUUAGGGUUUUCUAUCGGGGGCAAGAGAGAUGAUCAAACAGAUAUUGGGCAAGUUACCUCGCAAACCUUCGAAAUCUUCGAGUAACGACAAUAACAGUGAUGGUGGGUUUAAUAAUGCUUAUUCUUCUUCGUCUGUCAAUUCGGGUUAUGGAGCCAAUUCCAUUAACAGCUCAAAACCAGCUCCAGCGGCUUCGAAAUCGGCCAAUUCAGGUUCAGGGGCAUCACAUUUGAACAACGGGAACAAAGUCAAUCAAGGGAAAAGAGUGCCGCUCAAUACAGUCAAUGCCCUGGCUUCUGGGGCUUAUGAGGCAUUGCCUAGUUUCCGGGAGGUUCCUAAUACGGAGAAGCUGAAUCUCUUCAUCAGAAAGCUGCAAAUGUGUUGUGUUGUAUUCGAUUUCAGUGACCCAACUAAGCAUCUCAAGGAGAAAGACAUCAAGCGGCAGACUUUGCUCGAGCUAGUCGAUUACGUUUCCUCUGCAACGAUGAAGUUCAACGAGAUAGCAAUGCAAGAGAUUACCAAAAUGGUUGCUUCUAAUCUCUUCAGAACUCUUCCCGCCACGAAUCAUGAAAACAAGAUACUUGAAAUGUAUGAUAUGGAAGAGGAAGAGCUGACUAUGGAACCCGCUUGGCCUCAUCUUCAGAUUGUUUACGAGUUUCUACUUAGAUUCGUGGCCUCGGCAGAGACUGAUGCGAAACUUGCCAAGAGAUACAUCGACCAUUCUUUUGUUUUGAGAUUGCUCGACUUGUUUGACUCUGAGGAUCAAAGAGAGAGGGAGUAUUUGAAGACGAUAUUGCAUCGUAUAUAUGGGAAAUUCAUGGUGCAUCGCCCUUUUAUCCGGAAGUCCAUCAACAAUAUCUUCUACAGGUUCAUUUUUGAAACAGAGAGGCAUAACGGGAUUGCAGAGUUGCUGGAGAUAUUGGGCAGCAUUAUUAAUGGGUUUGCUUUGCCAUUGAAGGAAGAACAUAAGUUGUUUCUUGUUCGUGCAUUGAUUCCACUUCACAAGCCAAAGUGUAUAUCCAUGUAUCACCAGCAGCUCUCCUACAGCAUUACUCAGUUUGUUGAGAAGGAUUUCAAGCUGGCUGAUACCGUGAUUCGUGGUCUUUUGAAAUAUUGGCCUGUUACUAAUAGUUCUAAGGAGGUGAUGUUCCUUGGUGAGUUAGAGGAAGUUUUGGAAGCUACUCAAGGAGCAGAGUUUCAGCGCUGUAUGGUCCCACUGUUCCGACAAAUUGCUCGCUGCCUCAACAGCUCACAUUUUCAGGUGGCUGAACGAGCAUUGUUUCUAUGGAACAAUGAUCACAUACGAAACCUAAUCACUCAGAACCAGAAAGUAAUACUGCCGAUAAUCUUCCCAGCACUGGAAGAAAACACAAGGGGUCACUGGAACCAAGCCGUUCAGAGCCUGACGCUAAAUGUACGGAAGAUAUUCUCCGACUCAGACCCAGAACUCUUUGAGGAGUGCCUUGCAAAAUUCCAAAAAGAUGAAGCCAAGGAGAGAGAAGCGCAAGAGAAGCGACAAGUCAUCUGGAAGAAGUUGGAAGACGUUGCGGCCUCCAAAUCUGUGACAACCAAUGCUGCUGUGCUCGUCUCGAGGUUCGCCACCUCGGUUGCUAUUCCAAGCGGAACGAGUCCACGGGGUUCGAGUGCCAGUUGAGGAAUAACAGCAAGUAACUGCAAAGUUGCAGACUCUUUUGGAUCCUUUGAUGAGAGGUUGGUGGUGGCCUCAUUGAUUUGCUAAUGAUGGAAAUCUUUUUCCUGGUCUCACUUCUCCUCAGGCUUCUCAGUGUAUAAAGCCAUGUUGCACGGGGAUAAAGAAAACAGCUGUGGUUCCUUGUGAUAGAUAGGGUACAAUCUCAGUGGAGGUGUGUGUAUUAUAUGGGAUUUGAUGAUAGAAGGUAGCAACUAUUUGGGAUUUCUACCUGAUAAUAUUUUUAUUGUUCCUGUAUUAAUUUAACACAAAGAAAUAUUGUUUCCAUAA